UUUUCUAGGAAUUGUUUGGAAGUGCCGUUUGACUAUAAUAAAAUUGCAACUUUUUGGAGGUCCUUCACAAAACUUCCCCUAUAAAAAUGAAAUUUUUCAAAUUCCAAAUCCCCCAACUGCAUUUGCCCAAAGUCAUUCUCUUACAGAAAACCCACAUUUCAUUACCGUUAAUCUUUCUCACUCCCACACUCAAAAUUCAAAAAAUUAUCGGCGACGAUGAUGAUGAGAGAGAAGGGAAAGUUCAUCUACAAAAUAUACAGAGCUCUAACCUUCUCUCUUACUCCAUUAAUCCGCCUCCAUCUCCGAUUUCGCAAAUUCCGAGGUCUCGAACAUUCUCUUCGAUGGCCGGAGCGUCUCGGCCGCCCUUCUCUCAACCGCCCUCCUGGCCCACUUCUCUGGUUUCACGCCGUUUCUCUAGGAGAAGGAAUGGCGGCGAUUCCGGUGAUUCGACGUUGUUUGACAGAACGACCUGAUAUUAACAUUCUUAUGACUACUACUACACUUUCUGCAUUUGAGGUUUUGAAACAAAAGCUCCCUCUAACCGUAAUUUAUCAGUUUGCUCCAUUAGAUUUACCUGCUGUUGUGGAUGCAUUUCUUGGCUAUUGGAAGCCAAAUGCUGUUAUUCUCAUGGAGAGUGAACUGUGGCCAAAUGUUUUAAUGGCUGCAUCUAAAAGUAAGAUGGCACUAGUUUUGCUAAAUGCCCGAAUGUCUGAAAGAUCUUUCAAACAUUGGUCUGCACCCGCAGUUCUUCCACUAAUUGCCUUGAUGCUGUCGAAGUUUUCCUUAAUCAUGCCAUUGAGCACGGCGGAGGCAAUUCGCUUUCAGCUACUGCAAGCACCACCUUUUAUAGUCAACAUAUCGGCUGACUUGAAAUAUUGUGUUGGAGAAAUUGCAACUUCAACUAAUUCUUUGAAAGGCGUUAAAGAUUUUUUGGCACAGCUUAAUCAUAGGGAGGUUUGGAUGGCUUCUUCGGUACAUAAAGGAGAACAUGAAGUAAUGCUUCGAGUUCAUAAAACACUGGUCCAAAGCCACCCAAAAUUGUUAACUGUUAUCGUGCCUCGACAUCCAUGUCAUGGGUUAGACUUUUCCCAGGCAUCAAAGAAAUUAGGGUUAACAGUAGCCUUGAGGUCUGAUGGUGGUAAACUUACAUCAGCAACAAAUAUUUAUGUGGCUAAUACAUUAGGUGAACUAAGAGAGCUUUAUAGGUUGAUGCCCAUUUCGGUUAUUGGGGGGUCUUUCUUACCAACUUCAUCUGGUCAUAAUAUUGCAGAAGCCAUGGCAGCUGGAUCUGCUGUUUUGACAGGUCCUCAUGUUGGUCACUUCUCACACAUGGUAUCAGCAAUGCAGAGCUUCAAUCCUCUGUCCAUUCUACAGGUUUCUGGAGAAGCAGAGCUAGUAAAUUCCCUCCAUGAACUCCUAAGUGUUCCCAUUAGAUUGGAAGCUCGGCAGACAGCUGCUAAACAAGCAUUUUAUGCACUAUCUUGUGGGGUUCUCUCACGUGUGUGGAUACAACUUGAUUGGUUUAUUCUUAAAAGGAUUCCUGUUUGAGCAGGAAAAUCUAAAUAGAUAUGUAAAUGUUCAAUUCGAAGGAAGUUUCUGCAUUCAAAAGAAACAAAGUUUCUGCAGUUAAGUAUUUUGUUCUUACUUAAUUUAAAUUGUUUGAGUUGGUAUAUUGUUGCUUUUCAUUACAAUCUAUGUUACUUGGACUCUUCAUUUCACCUCAAGUGCCCAUGUCGAACCCUCGAUACUUGGACGUGGUAGGACACUUAGAUACUUCAUAAGCUAUCAAAAUCACAAUUUUAAAACAACACUUCGAUGAGUUUAAAGGCUGGUUAAAUUAGGUAAUCACAAGUGCCGCAAGGUACUGUAUAGGCCACCUUUAGUGCCUUGUUCCUUAGAACCUCCACCAUGGUUACCUUCAUAAUUACAUAGAAUCUUAAGCCCUUGCGCCUAGAGACUCAACUGCGCUGAGUGCCCCAAUACCCCUCCCCUGCACAUGGACACUGGUUACCUUGUGGGCUUUGAGAAAUGGCUGGGAGAAGACCUUUAAUUACCAAUCUAAAAAGAUAGGAAAUUGUAUUCUUCGUAAUUCUAAGAUCUAUCUCUCCUUGGAUAUGAUUUUGUUUUUCUUUCUUGCAGUGCAUUGGCUUGUUAAUUAUUAACUAACAUGCUUUCAAGGCGUAUUAUUUUUCAUGCACUAGGGAAGAUGCAAGAUUGG
Chenopodium quinoa (quinoa) is the source of this 2218-nucleotide messenger RNA. Its product is annotated as probable 3-deoxy-D-manno-octulosonic acid transferase, mitochondrial. The transcript has 12 exons. The record is from RefSeq and is a predicted model, not a curated record. Bases 217 to 1548 code for a protein of 443 amino acids. Gene Ontology annotation, cellular component: plasma membrane. Lineage: Eukaryota; Viridiplantae; Streptophyta; Magnoliopsida; Caryophyllales; Amaranthaceae. Gene Ontology annotation, molecular function: transferase activity. Gene Ontology annotation, biological process: lipid A biosynthetic process.